AUGAAUGGCCAGUCAGGAGCCAUGUCGCCUGUCUCCGUCGAUGGUAGCGACUGGUCCGGCCUCAAUCAAUACCAGAAGUCGUCGGACCCGCCUUUUUCGCCAACAUUCUCCUCUCGCGGCAAUUUAGCCACUCCCCCGACAUCUGGCGUGCCCAGCGCACCCUUAAGCCCUAGUGGCACCGCUUUGUCACUGCCUGGCAGCGCAAACCCAUCACCUCCCAGUUCCGUGGGAGGUGCGAGAUCCAGCUCGGGGACACUAGGCGAGGAGCGCGAUGGUGGCCGACGAAGACGCCAGAUGGAGGAAAUAUUACAUCAACACUAUGUCGCCCUGAAGCGGUUCCUCAGUGCUACCUACCGCGAAGACCGAGUGAACGGCCGCUCCAACAAAGCUCGCGAUAAGCUGCUACGACUAUCACCCACACAAUUCCACGAACUUAGUACCGACGUCUACGACGAACUUAUUCGUCGCCAGCAAACUACACCUGCUCCUGGACGGCCACCUCGCCCUGACGCUCCUACUUUUCUCCCUCCUCGCGAUGACUUCCACGAAAAACGCAAUCAUGCCCGACAGAAGCUUGCGAUGCUUCAGCAUCAGCGCUUCCGAGAUCUAGCGACCGAUGUCUUCUGUGAACUGGAGCGUCGCUUUCCCCAGUUCACAGGCCGCGGCCGUGCUCCGCCCAAUAUGCCCCCGGGCGCUCGCCGCUCACAAUCUCGUGGACCCCCGAGUCGCAUGGGUCGAGGCUAUCCAUCUGGUGGUCCCCCUGGCAGCCCCUUCCCGCCCCGGCAAGGUUCUCUUGGUGGGCCACCUUCUAUGAAUGGUGAUGGUCCUUUGGCCCGAUCUUUCCAGAGUAACACUAUGGUCCCUAAUAAGAGUACAAUGGUUGAAGAUAGCGAUGAUAUGGGAAUGGAUGAUGACGAUGAUGCUCGGAGUGAUGCUUUUGCGCUGGAUGCAGUACUGAGCAGACGAGGAACUGCCAUGACUUUAAGUGAUGGGGAAAGAAAAAUGCUGCUGGACAGUCAAGCCCAAGUGUCGGCACUACAAGAGAAAGUGGAAAAAUUAGAAGAAUCAGUUCGCGCGAAAGACGAAGAAUUGUCUCGGUCACAAGAUUCAGAUCAAUCAGCGGUCAGCCAUAGUGAACGCCAGGAGUGGGAUGAUCUCCGCCAAGAUUUGGAGAGCAAAGUAUCCCAGGCCGAAAGUCUUAAUACCUCGCUUCAGCUUGAGCUGGAUCGAGUUCGCUCAGAGCAAGAUAACCUGGAACGGGAUCUCCGGGCUCAACUUGAUGAAGUCUCUCGAGAAUCUGGCGAUGUAGACUUGGUAGCUCGGUUUGCUGAUCUGGAGGUUAAGCAUCAAAGCCUUCAGGUGGAAUUACAACAACAGCAGUCUGUCACCGCAGAGGUCCGACAGGAAGCAUCUGAGUUUCUCAUGGAAAUGAAGACUCUGACCGCUCAGAGCCACUCUAAUUGGGAACGCGAAGAACGGUUGUCAAAUGAUGUCGAGAAGCUCCAAGGUGAGGUUGGCGAGUGGAAGGACCGCUAUGCAAAGGCAAAGGCACAAUUGCGCCAUCUGCGUACUUCAUCAGGCGGCAUCUCUGAUAUGCUACCUGACGCAAGCGUCAUUGUCAAAGAGCACGAACUCGUCCAGGCCGACGGUGUGGUAAAGGAUAUCCAUGUCACCAAGUUCCAGAUGUCCAUUGAUGAGCUGCUUCGAGCUGCCCGGUACGAGGACGCCCAGGAGGUGUCCCACCACAUCAAACCUAUUAUCAUUGCUGUUCGCUACAUGAUUAAUGAUGUGGACAAGGCUCCUGCCCCGGUUGACGGUACAGCUGCCCUUCGCAUGAAGGCUAAAGGCAGAGUAUCUGCCACUGCCAACAACAUGAUUACUGCUGCUCGCAACUUCACUAGCUCCAGUGGGUUAUCGCCUGUUUCUUUGCUUGAUGCUGCUGCCUCCCAUCUUUGCACUGCUGUGGUGGAAUUGGUCCGUGUGGUUAAAAUCCAAGCAUCCCCUGCGGAUGACUUGGAUGAAGUUGAUGUGGGUGUUUCCCAGGAAAAAUUCCCGGAUUACUUCAGCACAACUGCUAGCCAAAGGCGAUACAGCAACAACUCUGAAUAUAGUGCAUUGAGCCCUCCUGAGCAUGACCACCCUGCCAUGCAGAACGGUUACACCAAUGGCUACGGCUAUGCUGCUCCCCAGGAAGAUCACGAAGUCCAAGAGCUUAAGCUUUACGUUGAGGACCAGACUGAUGGCAUGGUCCAGUCUAUUCAAGCCUUGGUUGCUAGCAUUCGAGCCGAACAUGAACUGAGCAGCGUCGAAUCUCACGUCUCCGCCAUUGGGCAGGUUGUUUCCAAUGUGGUUUCUGCCACGGAACACCUGAUUCAUGAACGCAGCGGUGAUACUGCCCUGCGCGAGCAAUCUGAGCCUGCGGUUCACUCUCUUGAUGAAUGCCGUGGCCGAUUGAUAAGUGCUGUUGCCCAAGGUCACCACACUACCCGCCCCGAGGAACUGCGCGAGGUGACCAACCAAUUGCCUCCAAUUGCAUUCGAGAUCGCUCGCCAGACCAAGGAACUGGUGCAGCGCCUGGAAUCAUUAAUGCACGGAGAUGAUGACGACUUCGCGUGA
Molecule: messenger RNA, 2616 nt
Organism: Penicillium angulare
Lineage: Eukaryota; Fungi; Ascomycota; Eurotiomycetes; Eurotiales; Aspergillaceae
Product: putative cell polarity protein
Exons: 2
Coding region: 1-2616 (871 amino acids)
Cellular component (GO): cell cortex of growing cell tip; actomyosin contractile ring
Molecular function (GO): MAP kinase scaffold activity
Source: RefSeq, a predicted model, not a curated record